Molecule: messenger RNA, 1665 nt
Organism: Alternaria atra
Lineage: Eukaryota; Fungi; Ascomycota; Dothideomycetes; Pleosporales; Pleosporaceae
Exons: 2
Coding region: 1-1665 (554 amino acids)
Biological process (GO): DNA-templated transcription
Cellular component (GO): nucleus
Molecular function (GO): zinc ion binding; DNA binding
Source: RefSeq, a predicted model, not a curated record
AUGUGUGCAUUAGGUGCUCGAUUUUACGCUCUCGACUACAGUGAGACGUUCUCGCCCUUGACAAAAGAUCUGAUACAGUCAGCGGGAAGUCAGUGGGCCAAAGCUGCUGAGGAGAUGUUCUUCGCUGAUUACAGCACUAUCUCCAUCACCAAACUCAAGGUCUUGGUUUUGCUCCACGACCAGGAAGCCCGCAACGGCAACUAUGCUGGCUCUUUUCUUCUUACCGGUCUUGUUAUACGCAUGGCGCACGCUCUCCAACUUAACAACGAAGUAUCGCCAGACGUGCUUUGUAAAGAGCUAGGGGGAAGUCCAAACGAAAUAUCUGUAAGGGAGUCUCGUAGGAGGCUCAUGUGGGCGUGCUACAUGAUUGACGUCUGGGCUGGUAGUGGCGUCGACCACCUUACUAUACUCAAUGAAAGAGACCUCAAGAUCCAGCUGCCUUGCAACGAGCGUCAAUUCUCACUACAGAUACCGUGCGUUACGGAAAGGCUCGAGAGAGGUACGCUACUAGAGUUCAUGCCUCCAGAAGAUAUUCCGGAGAAGCCGUCGGACAACUUGGGCAUGGCUGCGUACUAUGUACGCAUUGUCAGUAUCUGGCGACGGGUCUUACGAUUCGUGAAGCACAUGGACGAAGAGCAACCGCCUUGGCUUCCAGGGUCGGGAUUUGCCGUUCUCAUCGAGGACAUACAGUCGUGGAAGCAAAGCCUUCCAUCCUGGCUAGACUUUUCGGCGGACAACAUCUACAUCCGACGAGAGACCCAUCAGCUAGGUGCACUCCUUCUCAUCCACUGCAUGUACCAUCACGUUAUGUGCGACGUACAUCGGAUCGCUCUCCCUGACCUGUUCAAAAACCAAGAACCCUUCGUUUUCCCUACUGAUCAGCAGGCUUUCGUCAGUCAUCUACAAGAUGUCUGCUUUGAGCAUGCGCAGCGUAUGUCGGUACUGGUCUCACAUAUACUUCAGCAUGGUGUCAAACAUUUUGCGGACUCUAUUCUACCAUCUUUUGUUUACAAUAGUAGUCGCAUCAUGCUCUACUACAUCGCUCGGAUCCUGGAUGUAUCAAAGCCGGACGCAGGAACUGUCAUUGGCCGUACAGUCGAGCUAGUGCAGUACAACAACCGAGCGCUGCGGGAAAUGGCGUUCAUGUACCCGCUUGCUGAGUCGUUAUGUAUCACUUCCGAGCGCUGGCUCGAGACUGUACGCGACAGUCUUGCUCGCGGUCAUUCAGCUGACUAUAUCGCGCCCCAGGAUCCCUCCGAGAACGAAGCGCGGCGCAUUGUUGGCGCUCCUGCGCCGAUGGCGGGUACUCCUAGGCAACGAAAUGCGGCCCUCUCGGUCAUUCCUCCGGUCGAAGAGAUACUUUCGGCAACUUCCCCUUCAACUCUCCGGACGGCUGCUACUCGCUAUCCGUUUUCAGCGCCAACCACUGAUCAUGGUUCAUCUACGGUUACAUCAGGCCAGGCCAUGACUUCACCAUCCCAGAACGCGGUAGGGCCAAUAUAUUCUUCCCCCAAUGCAACUACUGGUUUUGAACAGCCCAUGUUCAAUCUCGAUGAUCUACAGAACUUUUUCGGUUGGGAAGCAAGUGACGAUGAGAAUGCGCAAUCGACUGGAUUUGAAGGCUUUGGUCCUCUAGGAUGGGCAAACAACUUCUCUAUCAUGUGA